UCGAACUGUUGGGGUGACACUGGACUAUCAAGCUUCAGAUCAGUAAUGCUGAACCCAAAAUAUCUGCUGGUCAAUGUUUUUUUUUCUUUUAAUCUGUAGCACUCUUACAAAGUGAUAAUGAAUUUUGAAAAGCCGUUAGAGUCCUUGACUUCAUCUUCAGGGCAAGUGAAAGAUGUCACCAAGAAAAACGUAAGACAAUCAAUGGGGAAGACAUUCUUUUUGCCAUGCAGACGUUAGGGUUUGACACCUAUGUAGAACCUUUGAAACUCUACUUGCAAAAGUACAGAGAGUCAAUCAAAGGAGAAAAAUCAGCUCUUGUGUCGGAAGGAAGAGAAGGCGAGAUGGAAGAAGAUGAACAUACUGUCCAUCAGUUCCAAGUUGCAGCUGCUGCCCACCUUCACCCUUCAAUGAUCGCUACAGAUCAAACUCCAACAACUAUAUACAGCACUGCUCCAUAUCAAACGACGAUGCAGCAACCUUUGCACUUCCAAUAGAGUGAGCACCAUUUAACAGAUCAUUUUACAAAAUGGAUAUAAUAUGUAUAUGUACAUAAUUUAUCUCUCAGAGCUGCUAGAUCAUGCCUCUCCUGCUGGUAGUCUGUUCUUUAGAUUACACUUGUAUACCUGUAGUAUAGUUGCUGAUUUUUGGCCGAGUAGAGACUGAAUACAAGUGGAGUGAAGUAUGACCUGUUUUCAGUUUAUCCUCGACCAAAGAUACAAGUCUGUUGUUUCAAUAGACCAUUUCCCAGUUGCCUUUUGACCCUGGGUCAAAACGAGUCUUCAUGCAAAACCAUUCAUGUGAAAAUGUGUUCCCCUUUACAGGUUCGUUUUCAUACAAAUCAAACUCAUUUUCAUUUGAAAGGUUUUGCACGAGGUCUUGUUUUGAAACAGAGGCACAAGGUAGCUUGGAAGUGACAUAUUUGAACAUCCAGAAGAUGUCCUAAGAGAAUCUCAGAGAUUUUACCAGAGCUGCGCUCUUUUGUAGAAGCCAAGUAGAACUGUGUUCAUACUUGUGGUGGUGUGCAGAGCUUUUCAGAUGUAUAGUGUUCCAGUAGUGGGUUCACCAAAGGUGCUGUUGUAUUGGGCAAUCGUUAGUGUAACAGUCUGGCUUCAUAAACGUACAUGUAACUUGCGUAGGGGUACAAUUAUGGAAGAUGGUGUUUUGUGGAAAAUAUUGUUGACUCGUGUUGCCUGAGAAAAUUGCCUAUUGUAAAGAUUGGCACUCCCUGGGAGACAUGUUGAAGGAUAUGAAGCGGAGAGAAGCCGCUUUGUGUGUUCGCCUGUACACACAAAGCCCCUUUGUGUGUAUGUGUGUAGUUUAUGGCUGUGCUGUACCUGGGACAGUUUGCAAGAACAGUACACACCUUCAAACAUGGAAAAUUAGGUCAUUUUGUCCCUUCUUCAUGACCCAUGAAUUCAAACCCGCCAAAUUUUAUGGGUUAAAUUUUGCCCCCACAACAGAACUCUUUUACAAAACCAAGCAUGUCACACGAGGAAAACUGUUGCUGUAGCAUGUCCUCUCUAUGUCCCCACAACAUGUACCCAAGUGUAUGCUGACCUUGUUGUACUGGGAAGCAUUUUUUUUAUUGCAGUAAGCAUUGUACAAGCAUUAAUACAUGUGUAGCUUAUCUUGUAAUUUCAUCGCAAUUGAGUUACACUGCAUUAAAGAUAGCCCAGUGUAACAGCUCCUGUAUACAUAUUAAUGUAAAUAAUUAGGUACUGUAUUUAGAGAAAUUCAAUAGAGUAAACAGGAAUGUAUUUAUCUUGGAUGGUUAUAAUUUCCUUUUAACUGCUUCAUAACUUUUGGCAGUGUGUGGACAUAGGGGAUAAACUACAGAAAUAGUAUACACAGGAAGAUUUCAAGUCUAUUUAGAAAUAAAACUUGGAAAGUAAA
Orbicella faveolata is the source of this 1893-nucleotide messenger RNA. RefSeq lists its product as uncharacterized. Gene Ontology annotation, cellular component: CCAAT-binding factor complex; nucleus. Gene Ontology annotation, biological process: regulation of transcription by RNA polymerase II. The record is from RefSeq and is a predicted model, not a curated record. NCBI's taxonomy places the organism in Eukaryota, Metazoa, Cnidaria, Anthozoa, Scleractinia, Merulinidae. Gene Ontology annotation, molecular function: RNA polymerase II cis-regulatory region sequence-specific DNA binding; DNA-binding transcription activator activity, RNA polymerase II-specific; protein heterodimerization activity.